UGAGAUAGUGUACUAUCGACUAUAACAUCAACCAUUAAUCUCUAAGAAACACUUCAAAGGCAACACCAUAUGCCCUUUCCAUCCUGUCGGUCCCAUAACUCUUAACUCAAAGCCUCCACCCUCAAUCAUUCAUGUAACCGAUGAUAUCCUACAAAAAUUUUCUUCUAUAUAUAUAUUCAUGGCUGCAAGCAUUUGGGACAUCCAAAAUCGUUCACAUCCUAAAGCAUUUUAGCUCCAAAAACUAGCAUCUUAUUUACAACUAUCUUUUCUCAACUUUCUCUUCCCAAGUAUUAUCUUAUAAAACAUGGGUUUUCGUUUACCUGGUAUCAGAAAGGCAUCUCUUCGAGCAAUCCAAGCAUCUCCAAAAGUCGUGGAUGUGCCAAAGGGUUACAUUGCAGUCUAUGUUGGGGAUCAAAGGAAGCGGUUUAUGAUCCCUGUGUCAUACUUGAACCAACCUUCAUUUCAAGAUCUAUUGAGUCAAGCUGUGGAAGAAUUUGGCUAUGAUCAUCCAACUGGUGGUCUCACAAUUCCUUGUGGAGAAGAUUUGUUCUUAGAUAUCACUUCUCGCUUCGAUAGCUGCUAACUGCAUGAAGAUGGAACUGACUUAGAUGUAGACAUAUACUUGACACAUUUUUGUAUCAUAGUUUCUUACCUUGAGAAUAUUUCCCUCUCCAUGUUUGAUGUCUGAAUUUUUAAAUGAAAUUUAAUCUGAAUGAGAAAGUUUGGGAACACUAACCUCAUUCUUUU
Messenger RNA from Vigna umbellata (rice bean), 747 nucleotides. Its product is annotated as auxin-induced protein X10A-like. NCBI's taxonomy places the organism in Eukaryota, Viridiplantae, Streptophyta, Magnoliopsida, Fabales, Fabaceae. The record is from RefSeq and is a predicted model, not a curated record. Gene Ontology annotation, biological process: response to auxin.